This is a messenger RNA of Sipha flava (yellow sugarcane aphid), 2451 nucleotides long. RefSeq names its product probable citrate synthase 2, mitochondrial (gene kdn). Gene Ontology annotation, cellular component: mitochondrial matrix. NCBI's taxonomy places the organism in Eukaryota, Metazoa, Arthropoda, Insecta, Hemiptera, Aphididae. Gene Ontology annotation, biological process: carbohydrate metabolic process; citrate metabolic process; tricarboxylic acid cycle. The coding region runs from base 211 to 1623 and encodes 470 amino acids. The record is from RefSeq and is a predicted model, not a curated record. The transcript is spliced from 7 exons.
AUCUUCAUGCCCGUGAAGCCUCGCCCGCCGCUGUUAAACGCCGACCGAUACAGGACCAUCAUUGCAAUUCACGGUCUUUCCACGUUCGACUCUAGUCCGAUCACAUCGCCAUUUUACCGUCCACUCUGCCGACUGAUUCGCGUGUUUGAAAAGUAGACACGCGUGGAAUCCAAAUCUCGAGACCUACGCAGAAUACACCCAAACUAGAAAAUGAGUCUGUUCAGAACGACCGCGUCCAAAAUCUUGGAAAUCAAUCAGGUUGCUGUUCCAUUAUGGACUGCUUCCCGUUCAAUGGCGAGUUCAUCUACUGAUCUCAAAUGUGUAGUUGCUGAAAAAUUAAAGCAAAGUGGAGAAGAAAUCAAAGCCUUCAAAAAGCAACAUGGAUCUACAAUUGUUGGUGAUGUUACUGUAGAUAUGAUGUAUGGUGGUAUGAGAGGUAUCAAAGCCUUAGUAACAGAAACAUCUGUAUUAGAUGCAGAUGAAGGUAUUCGUUUCCGAGGUUAUUCUAUUCCUGAAUGCCAAAAAUUAUUACCUAAAGCACCUGGUGGUAGUGAACCUCUUCCUGAAGGAUUGUUUUGGUUAUUGAUUACUGGUGAGAUCCCAACACCUGAACAAGUUAAGUGGGUGUCCAAAUCUUGGGCUGAACGUGCUGAAUUACCAUCACAUGUGGUUACCAUGUUGAAUAACCUUCCCAAUACUGUACAUCCCAUGACACAAUUAGCAUCUGCUGUUGCUUUAUUGAAUUCAGAAAGUCAAUUUGUUCAAGCCUAUUCUAAAGGAGUUCAUAAGUCGCAAUACUGGGAGUAUACAUAUGAAGAUUCCAUGAAUUUAAUUGCGAAAUUACCAGUAAUAGCAGCAACAAUCUACAGAAAUAUUUAUCACGGUGGAAAUCAAGUAGGAACUAUUGAUACUGAACGUGAUUGGAGUGCCAAUUUCACAUCCAUGUUGGGAGCUAACAGUUCUGAAGAUUUCACUGAACUUAUGCGUUUGUACUUGACCAUCCACUCCGACCAUGAGGGUGGUAAUGUAUCUGCUCACACAACUCAUUUGGUUGGUUCAGCUUUGUCUGACCCAUACCUAUCAUUCAGUGCUGGUAUGUGUGGACUUGCUGGUCCAUUACAUGGACUUGCUAACCAAGAGGUUUUAUUGUGGUUGGAAAAAUUGCGUGAAGAAGUAGGUGAUUCUGUAACUAAUGAUCAACUUAAAGAAUUCAUUUUGAAAACAUUGAAAAGUGGACAAGUUGUACCAGGUUAUGGUCAUGCUGUCUUGCGUAAAACCGAUCCACGUUAUACUUGCCAGCGCGAGUUUGCUUUGAAACAUUUACCCAAAGAUCCAUUGUUCAAAUUAGUGUCACAAGUAUUUGAUGUUGUACCUCCAGUACUUAAUGCCCUUGGCAAAGUUAAGAACCCGUGGCCCAAUGUAGAUGCUCAUUCCGGAGUUUUAUUACAGUACUAUGGUUUGAAAGAAUCCAACUAUUACACAGUAUUGUUUGGAGUUUCUCGUGCUCUAGGAGUAUUAGCUUCUUUAGUUUGGGAUCGUGGACUUGGUCUACCUAUCGAACGCCCUAAAUCCUUAUCAACUGAAAAGUUGAAGGAAUUAGUCAGCAAAGCAAAGGCUGCAUAAGAAUGUACUGAUUAUAUAUAUAAUUUUUUUUUUUCAAAAGAAAUAUUUCAUUUAAAUCCCGUUAUGAUUUUUUUUUCUUUUUUUCUUGAAACCCGUCCACUCAAUUUCCAUGUCAAUAAAAUUAUGUCAGCUAUAUUUUUAAUAUAUGGUAUGGUUUGAAAUUGGUAAUUUUUUUUUUAUCCCAGUAUUUUAUUUUUUCUCAUCUUCAGAAAGUAAAUUUUGAAAUCUUUUGUGUCUACCUUUGAUCUUUUUGAAAAAUUACCUAAUUUGCAUAUUAAGUCUUAAAAAGGCUAUAAUUUUGUCUACUUUGUUAUCAAAGGAAUGUAUAACAUUGUUAGUUUUCAUAUUUUGCCAUGGAUAAUAAAUUAUUAAUUAGAUGUAGACAUUAUUUUUGUUAGUUUAUUAUUUACAAGUGCAUAUAAUUUAGGGUUUUGAUAAUAGUAUUGUAUACAUGCUUGUAUUGUAAAAUAAUGAAAUUUUGUAGUUUUAUAACAGUUUUUUUUGAAGGUUAAUAUUGUUGAUAUGUUGAAUCUAACAUUACAUAAUAACAUUAUAUUGUUACAGAUUAUUACAAUGUUAUUUGCUUAUAUAAUAUUACAUUAAGGAUUAAAUUUAAAUUACAUUCAAUGAAAUUACAACCUAUUAAAAUUGUUACAUUGCGUAGAUGUGUUAUUUAUGAUGAAAUUCUGAUAGGAUGUAAAUAUGUUUCAGUCUUUUGAGAGUGUUCAUAUACUAUCACAAUGAGGAGAUAUUACUGGUACUGAAUUAGUUGUAAAAUUAAUUUUUGUAAAUUGACAAUUGACAUAUAUUAAAAAAUAUAUAGAGAAA